GUCUGCCCGGAAUCUGCGCGGGACGAAAAGAAUCUGACGGUCAACUUUGGUCAGCGAGCCAAUCCAACGGUCCAAAUUCGAAGACCCCAAUCUCAGUUUUCCCAAAGCCACUCAUCUCCGUCGUCGUCGUCGUCGUCUUCUUCCCCCACCUCUCCAUCAACAGAUGACCUCAAGAAUCCACUCUUUACCCUUUCCUGUGUUGUCUCAUCCACCUUCAGCUGCUUCUUCUGUUCACAUCUUCAAUGACCCAGUGAGGCUUUCCUUCCAUCUCUCUGUCCAUUUGGGUUUUUGUGAGGUCCUCCAUAGCCGUGAUUGAACUACGGUUCUUGUUUACUGUUCUUCAGUGACGAAUUGGAGCUGACCCUUGCCCAGUAAUUGAUUUGAGAGCGUGUGCGUGUGCGUGUGCGAGAGAGAGAGGGAGGGAGGCCAUGGGGGCUCAUGCCCAUUGUUGGGCAACCUGCUACGCCUCAAGCUCUCAGAAGCUCCUCCAAGCUUCUGAAUUUCGUUUUAGGAGGCUGAACAGAGCUUCUGAUUGUUGUAGUGGUAGCAGCGGUAGGAGGAGGAUUGUUGGGUCCUUGGGAGUUGGAGCUGAUGACAUAGCACAGAUUGUACAUAACAAAGUUUUGAUAGCAAGUGCCACUUCCGCGGCUAUUGGGCAGCUGACAAAGCCGUUAGCCUCCGCUUUUCUGUAUCGGACGGGGUUUGAUCUAAGGGCAGCCAUUCAGCCUGGGGGCUUCCCUUCUACCCAUUCCUGUGCAGUCGUGGCAGCAGCAACAUCCGUCGCACUUGAGAGGGGUUUCUCAGACCCAAUUUUCGGUCUUGCAGUUGUUUAUGCUGUUAUAGUCAUGUAUGACGCACAGGGCGUGAGAAUGGAAGUCGGCAAGCAUGCACAGGUGAUGAACAGAGUAAUGCUGAACGCCACUGUCAAUAGGAAGAUUGAUUAUGGUAACAGAAAAUCAACGGCAGUGGGUACAGGUCCAGCCGAGCGGACCGCGCAGGAGGAAGCGAUGGUGGGCUCUUAUAACUCAAGAACAGCUCUGGCCUCGACGCUGCUGAGACGGGAUGACCUAGAGGAAGAGGAGGCACAAGGAGAAGCUGCAAGUGCUAGCAUUAUCAUGACUUCUCCUUUGAAAGAAAGAGUCGGGCAUACAAAGGUCGAAGUCAUGGCCGGUGCUUUGUUGGGCUUCAUCACAGGAUUGCUUGUUUAAGCUUUAAAUACAGUAUGAACCCUAUAGAGUAUUCCAUUCUUUUUAAGGAAUUCUUUGUAGCCACGAAUUCUUUGUCGUCGGCGCCUCAGCAUAAUAGUGGAGUGCACCACCUCAGUCCAUGUUAUAGAUCUAUACAGAUUACUAGGAUAGAUAAAUGAGGACAUUAUGACUUAUGUAACUAACUUGUGUCUGAACAAUUUUUUUGAUUUUAUGUUUCAUUUCUUUGCUUUGGACAUC
Punica granatum (pomegranate) is the source of this 1445-nucleotide messenger RNA. NCBI's taxonomy places the organism in Eukaryota, Viridiplantae, Streptophyta, Magnoliopsida, Myrtales, Lythraceae. The record is from RefSeq and is a predicted model, not a curated record.